Talpa occidentalis (Iberian mole) is the source of this 2845-nucleotide messenger RNA. Its product is annotated as pantetheinase. Gene Ontology annotation, molecular function: hydrolase activity, acting on carbon-nitrogen (but not peptide) bonds, in linear amides. Bases 858 to 2399 code for a protein of 513 amino acids. The record is from RefSeq and is a predicted model, not a curated record. The transcript is spliced from 9 exons. NCBI's taxonomy places the organism in Eukaryota, Metazoa, Chordata, Mammalia, Eulipotyphla, Talpidae.
CAGAGGUGCGGGAGUGGGGAGUGAGAGGAUUCACCAGAGACAGAGUAGGGGAGCAGAACAGGCAGAUCUACUGAAAUACACUGCUGAGGGGAGCAGCAGGCUAGACCAGAGAGGUCUGCUGUGGCAUGAGGGUCACCUCCCUGGCCACAGAUCAAACUCAGGCCUCAGGUGACAGUGGCUGGUGAUAGCUUGAUAGUGCUGAGACUUUAAGCCCUGCACCACCAGGGAGGCUCCAAAAAUCUGCGGGGUUCUUAAAGAGAUAAAAAGGAGAAUGAGAUCAUGGAAGAUGAGGGAGUGAUGAGGCAAUAGUUUUGGUGAAGGAGUCAAAAUGUUCACAAAUCAUUGGAAGGGUCACAAGUAAAAAUAGGUAAAAGUUCACUUUAUCAGUCUUUUCAAACCAGAUAUCCUCAUUACAGUUGGCCUCUUGUAAUGCUGAUGGUUUUGGUCAGUCCAAGGGUCAACUCCUGUUUAAAAAGAACUGUAAAGAGGUUUUUUUUUUUCCCUGAUAGUGGCUUUCUCCCACCCUGUUUUAAUAUGACUCUAGUUAUCUACUUUUGCAGUCUAAUGAUUAAGCUUGUGCCUUGUGAUGAGCCUGUGCUGACCUUCACAAGCACUCCUCAGCUUUUUCUUUUUGCCUUGGCUGAUGCUGCAAGAUCAGGGGCUCCUGGCAAAUCGUUUCCCUUAAGGGCUGGCUUGUUUUUAUGUCCCAAAUGCUCUGGAUUUACUUUAGAGUGGAUGCAUUUCUCCUCCGGUUUUUAACUCUCAGACUUGUCCACACCUUGCCUCCAGCCAGUCAUCGUCGGUUUCAGUGAUCACACCAGUGCAGGAUCCAGUAAGAGGAAUCACUGGACUUCAGCAUGAUUACUUCUCAGCUUCAGACUUCUGUGUCAAUAUUGAUUUUCUGUGUCUUAAAAGUCAGCUCCCUGGACACCUUUAUUGCUGCUGUUUAUGAGCAUGCAGUGAUACUGCCUAAUACCACCCUCAUACCUGUGUCCCAUGAAAAGGCAUUGGCAUUAAUGAACCAAAAUCUGGAUAUUUUAGAGGGAGCAAUCACAUUGGCAGCAAAGCAGGGUGCACAUAUUAUUGUGACUCCAGAAGAUGCUAUUUACGGCUGGAAUUUCAGCAGGGAAUCUAUUUACCCAUACUUGGAGGAUAUCCCAGGCCCUCAAGUGAACUGGAUCCCUUGUAAUAAUCCCAACAGGUUUGGCUACACCCCAGUGCAAGAAAGACUCAGCUGCUUGGCUAAGAACAAUUCCAUUUAUGUUGUGGCAAACAUUGGAGACAAGAAGCCGUGCAAUGCCAGUGACCCGCAGUGUCCCCCUGAUGGCCGCUACCAAUACAACACUAAUGUGGUGUUUGAUUCUGAGGGGAGGCUGGUGGCCCGCUACCAUAAGCAAAACCUUUUCUUGAAUGAAGACCAGUUCAAUGUACCCAAAGAGACUGAAGUGGUGACUUUCAACACUACCUUUGGGAAGUUUGGCGUUUUUACAUGCUUCGAUAUACUCUUCCACGAUCCUGCUGUUACUUUGGUGAAAGAUUUCCAUGUGGACACCAUUCUCUUCCCCACAGCUUGGAUGAAUGUUUUGCCACAUUUGUCAGCUAUUGAAUUUCACUCAGCUUGGGCUAUGGGAAUGGGAGUCAAUUUUUUGGCAUCUAAUAUACACUACCCCUCAAAGAAAAUGACAGGAAGUGGCAUCUAUGCACCUGAUUCUCCCAGAGUAUUUCAUUAUGAUAUGAAGACAAAGAAGGGAAAACUCCUUUUCUCGCAACUGGAUUCCCAUCCUCGCCAACCAGUAAUGGUGAAUUGGACAUCUUAUGCCAAUGGUGUAAAAGCUUUGUCAAGGGAAAAUGAGGAAUUUAAGGGCGUUAUCUUUCAUGAUGAAUUCACCUUCUUGGAGCUCAGAGGAGUCACAGGAAAUUACACAGUCUGUCAGAAAGAUCUCUGCUGUCAUCUAAGCUACAAGAUGUCUGAGAAGAGACCAGAUGAAGUUUAUGUCCUAGGGGCAUUUGAUGGACUACAUAUUGUAGAAGGAAGCUAUUAUUUGCAGGUGUGCACUCUGUUGAAGUGUAAAACAACAAACUUAAAUACUUGUGGUCACUCAGUCGAAAGCGCUUCCACCAGGUUUGACAUGUUCUCCCUCAGUGGGACUUUUGGAACCCAGUAUGUCUUCCCUGAGGUGUUGCUGAGUGAAGUUCAGCUUGCACCUGGAGAAUUCCAGGUGUCAAGUGAUGGACGCUUGUUUAGUCUGAAGCCACCAUCUGGACCGGUCUUGACAGUAACUCUGUUUGGGAGGUUGUAUGAGAAGGAUCAGGAAUCAAAGGCAUCAUUAGACUUCAGGGCACAAGGACUAAUAGUAAUACUCAUAGCUGUAAUGCCUAUUGUGUAUUCAUUGAGUUAAUAGAAGGCUUUUCUUUCUUUCCUUUUGAAUAAUUUAAGAAAUGAUGGAUGAGAAAAGAAGGGUGGACCUGGGCUUUUGGUAAUAGUGGUCAUGGGCUCUUAUAUACGUGAAUUACUGAAAUACAUUUCUAUAUUUUGAUGCACAAACACCCACUGCAGACUAUAUAAACCCAAAACAUAGUGGCAAAAUUUUGAAAGAUAAAAUCCGUAAAAUGAGAAUAACAAUUGGACCACCUUUUAGGAUAUUUUUAGAUAAGAAUUAAAUAAGCUGAUACUUGUAAAUUAACAUGUUCCUGGCUCAUGGAAAGAAAUACAGUCAAGGGCCUCCCCGGUGGCGCAGCGUUGAGCGCUGGGUUGCGAAGCUGCCCGCAGCCUCUGUAGUGCCAGUUCGAUCCCCGGCUGCUCCCUGGCCACUGGAGGAGGGUCCCACAUGGCGCGCAGACCUCU